AGAAAAUGUCCUCAUUUUUUACAUUUUUUAAAAAAUCUGUACCCGCCGUUAAAAUAAAUGUGGAAAUGAUUGAAAACUUCAAUAAAUGCGAUGGCGAGGGUAACUACAAGAAGUUUUACAAAGAAAAUCUUGAUUUUCUUAUGUCACUAAACACUUAUCUUGAAAAAACAUCAUUUGAUAAAGGAACUCUGGAGAUAUCGCUCUGCAAAAAUUUUAUACCAUUAUUUGAUUAUUUGUCUAGUUGGAACCCUGAGAGUUCAGAAUUUGAAAUGAUCGACACCUCAUCACUUGAAAAAUAUGUUCCAGAAGUUUUAGAAGAUUUAAAAUAUGCGAUUUUCAGCUCUAAUUGGACUGAUUUUUAUUUCAAGUACCGAAGUGCGGUUGAUACAAUCAUUGAACUAUCCAGAAAACAAGGAACCGUUGAUAUUUCUAUUCAGAUUGGUAAUAAUUCAUGUGAAAGUUUCAAAGACAGAGAUUUUCGUAGGUACACUUAUUAUAAACUGGGAAAUAUUUCUGAAAAACCAGAAAACCGUGAGUUUGAAUCCACAUGCCAGGACGAAAUAGAUUCAUAUAUAGAUGAUCAAAAUUUUGAAAGGAAGUUGGAACAACAAGAGGCAAUUAAUUCCAAAGAAUUGGAAGAGAUGAAAAAGAAAAGAGAAUUGAAAAAAAAAGAGUUCGAGGCUGAAUUAGAACAAAUUCAAAGUCAAAUGAAAAAUCGUUUUAUUGCACUAUUUGAAUGUAUCAGAUUAAAACAAAGAUUUGAGGAAAAGGAAGAAAAAGUUGCUGAUUGGAUUCAAAAUUGCUAUAAGCAACCGAUCAAGAGAUUCCUAGAAUAUUUUCGAGAUUUUCAGAAUGUGGCGCGUGAAUGGAAAUAUUUUAAACGCUUACCGUCGGAAUCACUUCAAGAUGCAUAUGAAGAAAUAUCAAUUCUUUCAGAAUGUGUAUUAAGCCUAUUUGAUACUCUUGAGUUUCUGUUUAUCCAACUCGGUGAACAACAUGACAUAGCUACAGAUGCAUUAUUCAUCAAAGUUCUACAGAAAAGUAUAAUUGAUUUUGCACUUGUUUUAUCAUCGAUUCUGAAUAUUCUUGAUGUGAACGCCCCGUCCCACGAAUGGUAUAAACAACUCGAAAAGUUGUUUUUUAUGAUAAAGCUCAGUGACAUUCCGACAACAACAUCACUACGAAAAAUUUGCAAAAAAGCCGUCGUUUCCAACUAUGAGCAGUUAGAAUUCCCGAAGAUACACCUCAAGAGUUACGUCGUGAUCCACGAACAAGACAAUGUUCAAGCAGAAGAAGUUUGUACUUCUGAAAGUAAAUGUGUUAUUUGUUAAGUGAUAUAGAUAAUUUAUAUUUAUAUUCACUUCAUACAUACAUAUGUAUUUACAAAUUAUAUUCACUGAAUGAAAAAUUGAUUU
Molecule: messenger RNA, 1415 nt
Organism: Caenorhabditis elegans
Lineage: Eukaryota; Metazoa; Nematoda; Chromadorea; Rhabditida; Rhabditidae
Gene: ZC196.3
Product: DUF713 domain-containing protein
Exons: 9
Coding region: 6-1331 (441 amino acids)
Source: RefSeq, marked reviewed